Epinephelus lanceolatus (giant grouper) is the source of this 1429-nucleotide messenger RNA. RefSeq names its product snRNA-activating protein complex subunit 1-like. Gene Ontology annotation, biological process: snRNA transcription by RNA polymerase II; snRNA transcription by RNA polymerase III. Gene Ontology annotation, molecular function: sequence-specific DNA binding. Gene Ontology annotation, cellular component: snRNA-activating protein complex. The record is from RefSeq and is a predicted model, not a curated record. Lineage: Eukaryota; Metazoa; Chordata; Actinopteri; Perciformes; Serranidae.
AUAAGAGGCACCACAGGUAAUUUGCCAAAGAUGAGCUUCACCUGCUUUGACUCUGCUCAGAGCUCCUUCAGACAUCUGACAGACAGUCUGAGAGUUUCAGUGUUACCUGUUGUGGUUAUCGUCUUGUGGACAGGAUGUCUCGUACGCCGCCUACUUACGCUGAUUUCUUCUACCAGCCUCUGACAGAAGAUGUGGAGGAACUCCUGGCUCAUUUCCAGCAGACCGACUCCAUCAGGUACGAUGUGUUUUCAGCCAUCUGGAGGGAGAUGGGCUUCUCUGAUGUCUUCACAGGGAUCAUCAGUAUAGCUGAGAUGAAGAGAUUCUGCAGAUUGGCACUGGCCACAGCCGUGAAGUACUUCCUGCCUCCGUACAGCUACCAGAUCCGAGUUGGAGGCCUGUAUCUGAUGUUUGGUUUGUACCACACACAACUUGCUGCUCCGCCUGUGAAGAUUAGACUCGCUCUGAAGGACUGGGCUGUGAUUCAAAAGUUUGUGAAGGACUCUGUGGACUCUGGGCAUCAGGACAUCGUUUACAUCUAUGAAAAGCUUGUUGCAACCAAAGCCAUACACUACACCGCCAUGCCACAUUUCCUCAGCUUCCACAAGCACAGGAAGCCGAAGAAGCAGCCUGUGUGUGCAGAGUUUCUCGGGAGGUGCACAGCCAUCCAGGAGCUCCUCUCAGCAGACAUCCUGGAGGAGCUGACCAACAUCCAGAGCCAGUAUGAGAAGAUGAAGGAGGCCACAGCAGAGGUCAGCUGCAAGGCCACCAUGACCCAUCGAGGGUUUGCCGCCAGCCUGAAAGACUCCAUGACUGAGUUCAUCAUGUGGCAGCAUAAGACUUUCAAAAAAGCUAAAAAACACAAGAAGUCUAGUGAUGAUGAUGGUGAGGAGGAGGAAGAAGAUGAAGAGGAGGAGGAGGAAGAGGAGGAGAAGCCAACUGAGUCCAGCCGCAGCAGAGCCAGACUCCUGUCCUCCAUCAAGCAGAAGAGCUACAGCAACUUCCAGGAGCCGUCCAAGUCCAGGAGGCACCGACAGGCCGAGACAGUGGAGUCCUGCAGCUCAGGGGCCGAGCUAGUCCAGGAGACUGCAGGUCGGCGGCGAAAGAAGGUUCCCUCUCUGCGGGCUCGGACCUGGAUGAGUCUUGGGGUGCCGCAGGAGGAGAGCCAGCUCCAGGCCUGGCUCCUGAGUGCUCCUGAGCAGCAGGAGAGGGUCCCAGUGAAGAGGACCAACCAGACUGCACCUUUCAAACCAUGAUGGGAGGACGGAGGACUUUUAGCUAAAGAAGUUCUGUCCUGUUGUUUUUGUUCUUCAGGUUAAAGUUUAUUCAUUUAGAAAAACAUUUGGAUUUUAGUUGAUUUUCAUUCAUUAUGCACUUGUUGUUUAACUGGAAUCAUGUAAUCUGUUAAUAAAUAUAGUGAAUAAUUGCCUCA